GACAGCACGUUUGGUGCUACGAAAUUACAAACAACCUUGUCCGUAUCUGUGUUUAUUUUUGUUAUGCUAACAUUAACUGGGUUAUCGAUAGCGAAGUAGGUUAACAUAACACAAGCGUUAGAUGGAUGGAUGGGCGCCACUCAAAUGUUAUGAAUGCCAGUGUUGUUGUUUCGGGCUGACAGCAUUACCUGCGCCGUAUUGUAUUUACUUAAUGUCAUGGCACACAUAUUUUAGGAUUUGUUGGUGCUGCACACGGUUUACUUUACGUUAAUUAGUGUUUCAUCAAAGGAAGCAUCUUACCAUCUGCUGAGUAUACGACAGCGUCACUCAGUGGACAUUGCAGUAGCUAAGUUUUAGAAAUCGAUGAAAGCAGAUUUUUGAAAAAUGGUAUUAUCAAUAAACAAUCUUAGUCGUGCUCCCUAAAUACAGACGUAUCAAAGUAUUGGAAAGGGCACUGCAGGAAGCCGAACCCAGGCUAGAGAAUUGCAGUGCCAUAUGCGCAGUCAACCCACUGAGACUGCAGUCAAGUACCCACGAACAGCACGGGACUAGGCUAAAGUCCACCACAGUGUCUCUCACUCUUUAACCACAAUGGGUGGGGCGGUGAGUGCAGGAGAGGAUAAUGACGAGCUGAUCGAUAACUUGAAGGAGGCACAUUACAUUCGCUCGGACCUGGUGGAGCGUGCCUUUCGGGCCAUCGACCGCGCCGACUACUACCUGGAGGAGUACCGCGACAAUGCCUACAAGGACCUGGCAUGGAGGCACGGAAACAUCCACCUCUCGGCGCCCUGCAUCUACUCGGAGGUGAUGGAGGCCCUGGACCUGCAGCCGGGCCUGUCCUUCCUCAACCUGGGCAGCGGCACGGGCUACCUGAGCACCAUGGUGGGACUCAUCCUAGGACCCUUUGGAGUGAACCAUGGGGUGGAGCUGCAUGCAGAUGUGAUAGAGUACGCCUACCAGAAACUGGACCUCUUCAUUAAAACCAGUGAUAGCUUCGACAAGUUUGAGUUCUGUGAGCCCGUCUUUGUGGCGGGCAACUGCCUGGAGAUCCCCCCGGACAGUAGGCAGUAUGACCGGGUGUACUGUGGCGCAGGGGUGCAGCGCGAGCACGAGAACUACAUGAAGAACCUGCUGAAGGUGGGGGGCAUCCUGGUCCUGCCCCUGGAGGAGAAGCUGACCAAGAUCACCCGCACAGGCCAGAAUUCCUGGGAGACCAAAAAGAUCAUCGCUGUGUCCUUUGCUCCACUGGUGCAGCCCAGACAAGAUAUCAACGGCAAGACUAGGAAUGUCCCACUGCCCAUUUUUGAGGUGCGAUCGCUUCAGGACCUGGCCCGCCUGGCCAUCCGUCACACACUCAGGGCCACGUCAGGGUCCCCCGAGGGCCGCAGCAAGAGCCGCGUGUCGUUCCCAGGUGCCCGUGCCAUGCACCGUUAUGGGCCGCGCUUCAAGCGCCGGCGCCUGCACCGCCGCCGUGUGGACUCUCUCAUCCUCCGCGACUCGGCCAUCCCGUCGCUGGCCGAGCUGAGGGCCCACGGAGCGCCACGGGAGUCUGAGGACGGAGAGGAAGAGGGUGAUGAGGAGGAGGACGAGGGGGCCCGGGGGAAAUGCGGUGGCCGCAGCUGCAGCAGCCGGCGGGGGAAAGGUGCGAGGGGCGACGAGGAGCAGGAGGAUGAGGAAGAGCAGGUGGCCCGAGACGAGGAAGAGGAAGAAGAGGAAGAGGAGAAAGGCAAAGGUGAGCCCCAGGGCGAGCCGCCCGUCAACAUCCUGCGCGAGAGGAUCCUGGGACUGCCGCUGCCCGAGCCGCUGAAGCUAUACCUGCUGUACUACCGCGAGAAGUGAGGUCGAGGAGAAUGAGAAUAGAUCGCAGCACUCUGUUCCUCCCACCUUCCUUCCUUCCUUCCUCCCUACUUCCCGACCUCUUUCUGUCUCUCUUUACCCAAGGAGUGCAAUUUACAAGCAGAGAGGAGGAUCUGGUGAAUGGCUGACAUAAUGAUGGACAGAGUAUGAGUGCUGAUUUGUUGAUUGGUGACACUACUGUCUCUGCCCCCCGGUGUGAAUAUCUAAGACCAUUUAACCCAUCGAUUUAAACAUUUGGUGAAAAAGCUGGGAUUUGCCAAGCAGAUCAGGUUAAAGAGGCCUGCUCUUUUUCGUUGUUGUUUUGAUUUUUAUUAUUAUUAUUAUUAUUAUUAUUAUUAUUAAUCAAUUUGAGUUGGUAGACAUUUCAAAGACUAUAACUGCAUCAAGACAGAAAGGAGGCAAGGGUAUUGCUUUUUCAGGUGAGUGUGAGGAUGUGGUGGUGUUUUUUUUUUUCAUUGCAGUCUUUCAUGGCAGCUCAAGGUUGCUCAACCAUUAGCGCACAAAGCGCAUAAAUUCAUUUGUGUGUUUGCAUAGGGUGAUCUGGCUGAUGAGUUGUAAAUUCCUCAGGCGUGAGUUCAUUUAGGCCCUAAAAGCCUGCUCACCCAUGGUACAUGAUCUCCUACCACCCCAGGUAUUCAUUCCAUGACGCAAGGGUUUUCAUGCCCACGACCUGCCCAUCUUUAUCUUCACAUUUGUUGCAGUGGGUCAAUAUUAAAGGAGAAAUCCGGCGAUUUUUCACAUAGAUCAUAGUUUCUUGAGGUCACCGAGUACUGUUGGUUUUACCUAGCUCAAGUUGCUAGUUCCAACAGCUAAA
Molecule: messenger RNA, 2671 nt
Organism: Alosa alosa (allis shad)
Lineage: Eukaryota; Metazoa; Chordata; Actinopteri; Clupeiformes; Clupeidae
Product: protein-L-isoaspartate O-methyltransferase domain-containing protein 2
Exons: 6
Coding region: 592-1839 (415 amino acids)
Biological process (GO): protein modification process
Cellular component (GO): cytoplasm
Molecular function (GO): protein-L-isoaspartate (D-aspartate) O-methyltransferase activity
Source: RefSeq, a predicted model, not a curated record